Molecule: messenger RNA, 1016 nt
Organism: Microbotryum saponariae
Lineage: Eukaryota; Fungi; Basidiomycota; Microbotryomycetes; Microbotryales; Microbotryaceae
Source: the annotation of a GenBank genome assembly
AUGACGAUUGACUCUGCUCCCGCCAAGGGCGAGUUGCUAGUCACCGUGGACGAUGGUUCGGAUUCGAGUCCCCCUUCGUACCGCGCGGCGGCGAUCAUGGCCGAGCAACUCGUAUGUGCUUGGAUCUGAGGGCGGCUGCAGAACACGAAUAAACUGAACAGAGUUAGCCUAUUCGAUACCACAGCAACCCAUGAAUAAGAUGACCAUCGCAGGAGCUCGUAACAGCAAGUGAGUCGUCGAAGGACGGCCACGUCGCGUCUCGCCCCUCCCCCCCUAUCCAUUCGGGCUGGGCUUGCUUCACCAGAGUCGCCCGUACUUUCAGAGCUGCAUUUCAAUUGCGCCUCUUGCGGUUUUGCUGAAGUGGUUCCGCGCCCCACUGCAGAUCCGUUCCUAUCGGUCUUGAUGGUCGACGAGCUUGGAGUCAUGGUCUGUGCGCGUGCCAUGAACGACCCGGCCUGUCGCUCGCGGCGUUCUGCUGCCCAUGCUCUCUCUGGGCGACGAACCAUUCGAAGAUCAACCACCUCGCCGAGACGGGUAUGCGUGAGUCACCCCCUCUCAACAAGGCCUUGAUGGUCCUUUCUUGCCAGUGCACUGUCGCUCAUCGUCCCAUUCCUCGGAUCUUCGCUUCAAGCCGAUCCCUCGCCCGAGCGCGUCGGCCUUUGGUGUGCGCUCUACGCCAUCUCACCGAACUUCCUCGGCAUUGGUCAAGUCUUGAUGCAAACCGCUUCGCGCUUCCAAGCGCGCGAGCGUUACGGCGUCCGCGGCAACGUCGUUGAGGACACCCUCAUCGGCGCGUUCCUGCCCUGCUGCUCUCUCGUUCAGGUUCGUUUCUCUGCCAUCUACACCUUUCACCCCUGUGAGCUCUCCGACUGAAGAAUCUUCAUACUUUAUACCAGGAAUAUCGAGAACUCGAAGCCGAGGAAGCUGCCUUGACGCAGACCUCUGCCGCUCCCGAGACCCACUUCCAAGACGAAGAGGAAUCCAUCGCUUCGGGUCCCACCGAAUCCCUCAUCUGA